Vigna unguiculata (cowpea) is the source of this 1373-nucleotide messenger RNA. Its product is annotated as gibberellin 20-oxidase-like protein. NCBI's taxonomy places the organism in Eukaryota, Viridiplantae, Streptophyta, Magnoliopsida, Fabales, Fabaceae. The record is from RefSeq and is a predicted model, not a curated record.
UGAUGGAUAAAAAUAAUGGACUUGUCUUAUCUAUACUCUGUCUUAUACCUGUCUUCUGAUUUAAAGGUUCUGACCAAACUUCUAUAUAUUAAAUUUCUGAGGACUUUGGUGGUGGCAGCAUACCAUAAUGUCUAAGUCUGAAUAUGUUGUUGAGCUUCCUAUUUUAGACAUUUCUCAGCCAUUACACCCUUCUUCUCUAACCUCUCUCUCUAAAGCCUGCAAAGAUUGGGGAUUUUUCCACAUAAUCAAUCAUGGGAUCUCCAAAGAUCUUUGCAGCCAGAUCCAUUAUUUAUCUAAAUACCUCUUCAGCCUCCCUUCUGAGGCAAAACUUAAACUUGGUCCUUUCUCCUCUAUAAAGUCCUACACCCCUCACUUCAUUGCCUCUCCAUUCUUUGAGAGCCUCAGAAUCAAUGGACCAAACUUCUAUGUUUCUGCUAAGAGCUCUGAAGAAAUCCUCUUUGACAAACACAACUCCAGAUUCAGUGAGACACUGCAAGAGUAUUGCAGUAAGAUGGCUGAUUUGUCAGAGAAAAUUCUGAAGCUUGUGUUGAUGAGCUUGGAGGAUGGGUUUGACACCCUCUUCUAUGAUUCUGAAUUCAACAAGUGUCAUGGUUACUUGAGGAUAAACAACUACUCUGCUCCAGAAAGAUUGGAGGAGGAUCAAGUUGAGGGGCUUGGAAUGCACACUGAUAUGAGUUGCAUCACAAUCUUGUACCAAGAUGAAAUAGGAGGGCUUCAGGUGAAGUCACAUGAAGGAAAGUGGAUAGACAUAAACCCUUCUGAAGGGACCCUAGUGGUGAACAUAGGAGACAUGAUGCAAGCAUGGAGCAAUGAUAAACUAAGAUCUUCUGAACAUAGAGUUGUUUUGAAGCAACCUUUGAACAGGUUUUCAUUGGCUUUCUUCUGGUGCUUUGAGGAUGAGAAGGUUGUGAUGGCACCAGAUGAAGUUAUUGGAGAAGGAAAAAAAAGGGUGUAUAAUCCAUUUGUGUGCUCAGAAUACUUGAAAUUCAGAGAGAACAAUCAGAGAGGAAGAUUUGAAAAGGUGGGGUAUACAGUUAAGGAUUUUGCAGGAAUCAGGUCUCAACUGUGAAGUAAAAAUUUGGAUUUUCUUUGUUAUUUAUCAGCUGUAUCUUUAAAAUACACUGAUAGACACUUAUUUUGAUGUAUUUUUAAAAUAUCAACAUUAGUGUAUUUUAGAUACUCAGCAAAAAACAACACCAAAGAACCGGUAUGAAUCUGGACUCGUAAAAAUGGUUAUAAAAGUUGAAAAUGAGUUCAUCAGAGAGAGCAAUUUGUGCUUGCUGUGACUUGUUCCAAUAGUGAUGGUGCUCUUGGUAUAUAAAAUAAAUAGACAGAAAAACUUUGCUGGUCUU